GUCGGCAGGGAGUCCACCAUAUUCGCACAAACUUCAUCGAUGCUUAUUUGAUGCUCGCUCACGAGGCGCGCGUACUCGACCAAGCCCCUUCCCUGAACUCAGUAAGUGCUGCUGAAUAACCGUUUUUUUUACAGUACUCUCCUAUACAAAUCACAACUAAGUCAGUGCUGAGCUGUUUCAUAUAUAGAAAAGGGAUUUACCUUAUUGAUACUGUUUAUACAUAAAGUUAGGUUUUGCACUGUGAUGCCACUUCACUUGUAGUUGGAAAAUUACUCACCACAGCGGUUUACAUUGAGUAAUUUUUAAAGCAAUUAAGCUAAUUGAAACCUUAAAUCAUAAAGUUUUAAAAGCCAGUUAGUUUCGUUUCCAUAUACAAAAACUAAAACAGCGUUAAAUCCAAACAUACUGGAAUUUACAGCUGACACAAUGUCGCCCUCUGUGGGUUUCAAUUUUCUACCGAGUCAGACAUUUUCUCUAUGAGAAAAAGCUGCACUCUGAUUGGCUGUUUCCUUUCACGCUUUAGAUUUGAUGCCUUCAAGGACGGUCGGAUUUACAACAGUUUCUGAACGAAUGCGAAAAAAUGAGGGGUCGUCUUCAACUCUGUGGCAAAAAUGAAUAAAAACUCUUUACUCAAAAGUCCAGACCUUGUACGUGAAUUUUUUUGGAAUGGUUUAUACUUACAAAAACUUAGAUAUCUAAAUUACGUUAUUUUUUCUGAAAACCAUUUGGUUUCCAUUAAAAUAUAUAGCACAUUUGCCUAUUUUAUGUAUUUUUAAUCGUAAAAUAAUAUCAUUAAGUUUUGUAAAAACAAUUAUGUAUCUGAGUCUAAGUCACGUUGCUGUAAGAAAUAAAAUAAAACAAAUCCGUAACUUCUUUCAACGGAUUCCUGAAUGAGACCAUGAAAGCAGCAUCACCAUCGAUUAUUGCGAUUCCCUUCGAGCAUCCCCACAUAACACCGGGCUCGCGGGAGACAGCGGUGUUAUUGUAUGUUUCAGGGAGCCGAGCGUCAACAACAUGACCAUUAAAAAUGCUCUCCGGGAUCAUGGACAGAGGUACCGACCACGGAUGGCUUGCCUCAAAAAGGCGGAGAAGAUGCUGCUGGAAAUGCAGGAUCCCUGCACUGGAGUCAAGUCGCAGCCUCAGAGGCUGGUCAUAACGACUAUACCGCAUGCUAUCACCGGGGAAGACAUAAUUGCUUGGUUAGCAGACAGAUUGCAAAUUGACACACAAGAGGCCAAGAAUUUGGGUUCUAUGUUGGUGGCGUUAGGAUACAUCUACCCUCUACAAGACCACAAACGCUUGUUGAUCAAACCAGAUGCAUCCCUGUAUCGUUUUCAGACUCCAUAUUUCUGGCCCACACAGCUGUGGCCUGUUGAGGAUACAGAUUAUGCGAUUUAUCUUGCAAAAAGAAACAUAAGAAAGAAGGGAAUCCUGGAGCUGCACGAGCAGGAGCAGUACAACCGCCUUCACAAGUGGAUGAAUCAUAAAUGGGAUUUUAUAGUGAUGCAAGCCAAGGAGCAGUACAGAGCUGCAAAAGAGAGGAAGAAACCGGACCGAGUGGUGUUUGACUGUCAGGAGAGAGCAUACUGGGUAGUUCACAGGCCUCCGCCGGGGACGGUGAGCGCCAUGGACUAUGGGCUGGAGCGACAAGCAGAUCCCAAUGCAGAGGAGACAAAAACCCCUGACCACUAUGAGAGAAUUAUGAUCUUUACCCAACAGUCAAUCAUGAGGCCCAGAGUGAAGUCAUCUGUGUCCAUUGGCGCAUUGGUAAAGUAUUGUGCUACGUAUACAGGUCACGAUCCCUUCCUCUCUAGAUCUCUCCCAAGUAACCCCUGGCUCACUGACGACACCACAUUCUGGAAUCUCAACAUGCCUAAUGUGGAAAUACCUACAAAGAUGCGUGUGGAGAGGUGGACCUUCAACUUUAGCGAGCUGCUCGCAGACCCACGAGGACGAGAUGAUUUCAGACUCUUCCUUAAGAAGGAGUUUAGUGGUGAGAACUUGGCAUUCUGGGAAAGUUGUGAGGAUCUGAAGUGGGGCACUGCAGCUACAAUGAAGGAGAAGGCAGAACAGAUUUACAAGACAUUCCUGGCACGUGGAGCUCCACGGUGGAUCAACAUUGAUGGGAAGACCAUGGAGAUCACCGUGAAGGGGCUCAAACACCCACACAGAUAUGUUCUGGAUGCAGCACAAACUCAUAUCUACAUGCUCAUGAAGAAGGACUCAUAUGGCCGUUAUCUAAAAUCUCCAGUGUUUAAGGACACGGUGAAAAAAGCCAUUUGUCCUGAUGAGCACAGGUUCAGUGUGUCCCAGCUGGAGCAGAACGCCAGGAACAGACGGCCCAGUCUCAGCCCCAUCAUCAUACGGCAGCAGGAGCAGGAGCAGAAGGCCAAGAUGGCUGCCAAUGCCCCCGUUGACAUCACACAGCUGUGCCGCUUCACCACCCCUCUUCCCCACCUUGCUGUGUACUCUGGUAUCACCGACACCCCUUUAGCCAACACGUCGCCCCCUCUCCCCUUCCUGACCCGUUCCCCGGCCUGUCCAUCCCCCAUUAGCGUGGCUUUAGACAACACCUCCGCCUCUGAGCGCCGGCCAGAGACCAGUGAUGGAGAUGGAGACAGAAACUCUGAGGCCCCGGCCCCUGCAGGGGGAAAGUCUCGAGUGGCCUUGUCUCUGCGCCGCCUGUUGAAGCGCGGCUGCAGCCCUUCAGCCAUGUUUGCAAGCUUGUCGCCUAAAUGUCAUGCAGCUGCAGGGACGAGCAGCCGCAUUCAGCCAAUCACCCCUGAUGAACCCAGCCAGGCUCCCUCCAGGAAUAUUGGCAAUUUUUUCCAGAUCAGGGUAGAUAUUCCUCCGGAGUGCCGGAUCUACCCCAUCGAGUCAGAGGACGAAGAGGAGGACAACAGGCCUCCCUCUGGAAGGCUAAUGCGGCCUGAGGAGAUCAUCUGCCCCUGGGAGAGCCUCACUCCUCAGAAUGGAAAGCAGAGCUAACAUGCUGAGUUUACGCAGAUGGAACACAGCGGGGCGCUAACAUGUAACAUAACAUACCAAACAACGUGUGGAAUGACUCACAGCUCUCACUUUGGUUCAAAAGGGUGCAAGAAAUCACACAUUUGCUUUUUUAAGUCCUGCACAUCUGUUCGCCUGUUGCAGAAUUAUACUUCAGUUUUUUCCCCUGUAUUUGUAAAACCAAUCAAUUUCUUAAAAAUGGUCAAACUUUGUUUACUUUUUUUACCAGAGACAGGGAAAAGAAGAAAGAAUUACGCUGUUUUUGCCGACUUGAACUCCACAUCUGUCUGAAGGUUUGGUUUGGAUGAGGGUCACUAAAAGUGCAAAACAGGGUUGAAUAAAGCUCAGGUGCUUUCACAUUUGAAACUGUAGCCUUUCUGUGAAAACCUCACUCUGUUUCUAUUCAGAUAUGGUAGCUCAUCUGCAGCCUUAAUCAGCUGACGUUUCAAAAAGGUGCCCAAGCUAAUGAGAUGUGAUGACAAACGCGAUAAAUGCAAAGAGAAAAGUAAGGACGGGGUUCUUUUUGAGUAAAUUCUACCACAAUUUAAGAUUGUUUCAAACCAAAGCACACAUGAAAUCACAGAUAUGGCUGUUUGAUAUCUUGUAUAUCUGUAUAUGAACUAAAGCGGAUAAGUGUUCUUGUGCCGUAGACUUAGAUGCCUCCUCGUCACUGAUCUUACCUCUCAAAUGACUGAAUAAAUGCCUUUUUGGAAAGAGGAGAGCUCUUGAGCAGCUUUAGAUACACACUAUUAUUACUGCGGUGACAUUUUGUACUUGUAGCUGUUGUUUACUUUGCACUGCUCACAUUGAGGUGUUGCUGUUUCCCCUCACUGGUCCCUCCUAAGUGACAGAAUGUAUUACCAUGUUUACAGAUGCAAAAAUGUGAUUAACACCGUAACUUUUCUGUAUUUGAAAUGUACAGUCUAUGGCUUAUGUCAAGUGCCUCAGUAAAAAGUGUCUUUAUAACUCUGUUUUGUGCUCUUAUUACACUGAAAUGCUUCAACUUCUGACGAAAAAAAAAAAA
Molecule: messenger RNA, 4030 nt
Organism: Oryzias latipes (Japanese medaka)
Lineage: Eukaryota; Metazoa; Chordata; Actinopteri; Beloniformes; Adrianichthyidae
Product: regulator of G protein signaling 9
Biological process (GO): G protein-coupled receptor signaling pathway; positive regulation of GTPase activity; regulation of G protein-coupled receptor signaling pathway
Cellular component (GO): neuron projection; cytoplasm; plasma membrane
Molecular function (GO): GTPase activator activity
Source: RefSeq, a predicted model, not a curated record